Messenger RNA from Myotis lucifugus (little brown bat), 1768 nucleotides. RefSeq names its product FOS like 1, AP-1 transcription factor subunit (gene FOSL1). The record is from RefSeq and is a predicted model, not a curated record. The transcript is spliced from 5 exons. Gene Ontology annotation, cellular component: nucleus. Gene Ontology annotation, molecular function: RNA polymerase II cis-regulatory region sequence-specific DNA binding; DNA-binding transcription factor activity, RNA polymerase II-specific. Gene Ontology annotation, biological process: regulation of transcription by RNA polymerase II. Lineage: Eukaryota; Metazoa; Chordata; Mammalia; Chiroptera; Vespertilionidae. The coding region runs from base 478 to 1137 and encodes 219 amino acids.
GCAGUCGGGGCGGACGGGCCAGAGGUGGCGCGUCGGGAGAGGCGGAGCCGAGGUGACCCGCGCCGCCGCGCAACGCCCCACCCCCUAGUUGAAGUGGUUCAGCCCGAGAACUUUUCAUUCAUAAAAAGAAAAGACUCCGCGAGGAGCGGGUGACUCAGAACCCGAGCUGCCGACGCUGACCCACCGAGCAGCCAGCCCAGGGCAUGUUCCGAGACUUCGGGGAGCCCGGCCCGAGCUCCGGGCCCGGCGGUGCGUACGGCGGCCCGGCGCAGCCCCCCGCGACCGGCCAGCAGGCUGGGCCAGUCCGGACCGGGAGGUGCCAGACCGUGCGCGGGGUCGUGCAGCGGGCAACUCCCGCACCCGCGACGAUCGGCACCGAACGGCGCCCGCUGGCGGCUGGGGGGACCCGCGAGGCUGCAGAAGUUCCACCUGGUGCCAAGCAUCAAUGCUGUGAGUGGCAGCCAGGAGCUGCAGUGGAUGGUUCAGCCUCACUUCCUGGGACCCAGCAGCUACCCCAGACCUCUGGCCUAUCCUCAGUACAGCUACCCACAGCCCCGGCCCGGAGUCAUCCGGGCCCUGGGGCCACCUCCAGGGGUGCGUCGCCGGCCCUCUGAACAGAUCAGCCCAGAGGAGGAGGAGCGCCGUCGGGUGAGGCGCGAGCGGAACAAGCUGGCCGCGGCAAAGUGCAGGAACCGGAGGAAGGAACUGACCGAUUUCCUGCAGGCGGAGACCGACAAGCUGGAGGACGAGAAAUCAGGACUGCAGCGAGAGAUUGAGGAGCUGCAGAAGCAGAAGGAGCGGCUGGAGCUGGUGCUCGAAGCCCACCGCCCCAUCUGCAAAAUCCCGGAAGGAGCCAAGGAGAGCGACACUGGUGGCCCAGGCGGUGCCAGCAGCCCACCAGCCCCCUCCCGCCCUGUGCCUUGUAUCUCCCUCUCCCCAGGGCCUGUGCUUGAACCCGAAGCAUUGCACACCCCCACGCUCAUGACCACACCUUCUCUGACUCCUUUCACACCCAGUCUGGUUUUCACCUACCCCAGUACGCCUGAGCCCUGUGCCUCAGCCCAUCGCAGGAGCAGCAGCAGCAGUGGGGACCCAUCCUCUGAUCCCCUAGGCUCCCCCACCCUCUUGGCCUUAUGAGGCACUCUGGCCCAUAUCUCCCCAUCCAUUGGUCCAGCUGGCCUGGGCUAUAUCCCAUGCUCAACCCCAGCAGGUUCUCCAUCCCUCCAGAUGAGACAGCCUAUUUUGCUUCCUGGCAGAGCCAGCUUGGGGCCACCAAAGCAGCUCAGUUUCUCUAGGGCUCGCCUCUCUAGCACAAUUUGCAUUAAAUCAGAGACGAACUAUUUCCCAUUUGUGCAAGAGAACUCCUGGCAGCCCCAAAGGACUUUAUAGACCUCGAGAGGUUUUCUGGAGCCCUAACCCCCUCCAGGCCUUCCCUAAGUCUUCAUUACCCUCUUCCUGUGAUCCACCCAACCUUACCCCCCCGACAGAAGGUGAUAUGAUAUCAGCCUAGAACACUAACUCACCCAGCCCCACUGCCAGCAGCACCCGGUGAUUGAACCAGGGCAUUCUGCCGUCCCCUCCAGAAAUGGCACAGUUCAAGAGAGUGCUAGAGACUUCUGUGAUGAGCUGAGCUGCAGCCCCUGGCUCUGAGAAGACUUUAGCUCCAGGGAAUCUAAGCCUCCACUGCAAGGGCAGCUGCUAUUUAUUUUCCUAAAGAGAGUAUUUUUAUACAAACCUGCCAAAAUGGAAUAAAAGGCUUGAAGCUCUG